GGAGGGCGGAGCCGUGAAGCUCUGGGAUCAGGAGAUGAAGCGAUGCCGAGCCUUCCAGCUGGAGACCGGGCAGCAGGUGGAGUGCGUGCGGUCGGUCUGCAGAGGCAAGGGUAAGAUCCUGGUGGGGACGAAAGACGGCGAAAUCAUCGAGGUCGGGGAGAAGAACGCGGCGUCCAACCUGCUGCUGGACAGUCACGCUCGGGGGGGAAUCUGGGGUCUGGGCGCUCAUCCGGCCAAAGAUCUCUGCAUCACAGCGAGCGACGACGCCACCAUCCGCCUGUGGGACCUCGCCGACAAGAAACUGCUGAACAAAGUGUGCGUCGGCCACGCGGCUCGCUGCGUCAGCUACAGCGCAGACGGAGAGAUGCUGGCGGUGGGGAUGAAGAACGGCGAGUUCCUCCUCCUCCUCUCCAAUUCGCUGAAGAUGUGGGCGAAGAAGCGAGACCGCAGCGCCACCGUCCAGGACAUCCGCUUCAGUCCCGACCGGCGGCUGUUGGCGGUCGGCUCCGUGGAGAACACGGUGGACGUGUACGACGUGAGCGCCGGGCCGGCGCUGAACCGGCUGGUUUACUGCAGCGACAUCCCCGCCUUCGUCCUGCAGCUCGACUUCUCUGCUGACAGCUGCUACGUACAGGUGUCAUCGGGAGCUUAUAAGCGGCAGGGCUCAGUGGGAACCUUCCUGAUGGAUCACAUGACUCAGAGGAUCCAUCAGCUGGUAUCUGACCAAAACCCACAGGAUGACCUUGUUGGACGGUUUCUGCCACCUGCUGUUACCCAUAAGGCCUUGCGUUGGGUCGUCGCUGUGGUGGAGAUGAAUUAA
Molecule: messenger RNA, 820 nt
Organism: Neolamprologus brichardi
Lineage: Eukaryota; Metazoa; Chordata; Actinopteri; Cichliformes; Cichlidae
Source: RefSeq, a predicted model, not a curated record